Messenger RNA from Brassicogethes aeneus, 2402 nucleotides. Lineage: Eukaryota; Metazoa; Arthropoda; Insecta; Coleoptera; Nitidulidae. The record is from the annotation of a GenBank genome assembly.
UGUUAGUGAGGUUAUAACUGCUGUCAGUUUCCAUAUUUCUGCUAACAUGGGCGAUAACGUGGUAGCAUAUUUCGAAGCUUUAAAGCUGAACGAGGAAAAGGCAUGAGUUUAUUUAUUUAUAAUUCGCAAUGUUAAAAGUUUUAAGUUUUGCUCGAUAUCAAGUGCCGGCGUUCAGACAAUCUGUUGCGACGUUGGCCAAGUUGAGCUUUCAAAAGCCCGGUGACAAGAAGGCGCCUCCUGCAGAGGCUCCUGAAUUUAUACAGGAGAGGUUGAAUUUGUUUUUGAAACUUAAAAGUGAGGAUGAAGCUGAGAGGUUAAAAAAACCUCAACAGCCCAUCAAAGUUACCCUGCCAGAUGGCAAAGAAGUUGAAGCUGUUGCUUGGAAGACAACUGUUUAUGAAGUUGCACAAGGAAUUAGUCAGGGUCUAGCAGACAACUCAGUAAUCUCCAAGGUAAAUGGCGUCCUGUGGGACUUGGACCGCCCCCUGGAGGAAGACUGCAAACUGGAAUUGCUUAAGUUCAACGAUACAGAAGCGCAGGCCGUGUUCUGGCACUCGUCCGCGCACAUUUUGGGCGAAGCCCUCGAAAAAAUGUACGGGGGUUGCCUAUGCUACGGCCCUCCCAUCGAUUCCGGAUACUACUAUGACAUGUAUCUGACAGACAAGGGGGUUUCACAGAACGAAUUUGGCGAUAUUCAGAAUGUCAUGAAGGAUAUCGUGAAAGAUAAACAACCGUUUGAAAGACUCGAGGUGACCAAGGAGAACUUGAUGAAGAUGUUCAAGGACAAUCCCUUCAAAUUGAGGAUUUUGAGGGAAAAAGUGCAAACACCCACCACCACCGUCUACAGGUGCGGACCGUUGGUAGAUUUGUGCAGAGGACCGCACGUAAGGCACACCGGUAAAGUGAAGGCCUUAAAGGUAACAAAAAGCUCCUCGACAUACUGGGAAGGCAAGGCUGAUGCGGAAACUCUCCAAAGAGUCUAUGGUAUCAGUUUUCCCGACAGUAAGCAAUUGAAAGAGUGGGAGAAGUUCCAAGAGGAAGCGGCCAAAAGGGAUCACAGAAAAAUCGGUAAGGAACAAGAGUUGUUCUUUUUCCACGAGCUGUCUCCAGGUUCCUGCUUUUUCCAACCACGCGGUGCGCAUAUUUACAACACUCUUAUUGAGUUUAUUAAGAAGGAAUAUAGGAAGAGAGGUUUUCAGGAGGUUGUUUCUCCUAAUAUUUAUAAUGCCAAGUUGUGGCAGACUUCUGGACAUUGGGCCCAUUAUGCAGACAACAUGUUCUCCUUCGACAUCGAAAAAGACAAAUUCGCCCUGAAACCGAUGAACUGCCCCGGGCACUGCCUCAUCUUCGACAACAGGAUCCGUUCGUGGCGCGAGCUGCCGCUGCGCCUAGCCGACUUCGGCGUCUUGCACCGCAACGAGCUGUCGGGCGCGCUCACCGGCCUGACCAGGGUGCGCAGGUUCCAGCAGGACGACGCGCACAUCUUCUGCGCGCCCGAGCACAUCAAGGGAGAAAUGAGCGGCGCCUUGGACUUCUUGAGGCACGUUUACGGCAUCUUCGGCUUCACUUUCAAUUUGGUGCUGUCCACAAGGCCAGAAAAAUACUUGGGCGACAUUAAGGUCUGGGAUGAAGCUGAAAAGGCGUUGUCUGAAAGUUUGGACGAAUUUGGUGAACCAUGGAAGCUAAAUCCUGGCGAUGGUGCUUUCUAUGGUCCCAAAAUUGAUAUUACCAUUAUGGAUGCACUAAAGAGGUCGCACCAGUGUGCUACUAUACAGUUGGAUUUCCAGUUGCCAAUCAGAUUUAAUUUGGCUUAUGUUAGCGAGAAUGGCGAGAAGAAAAAGCCCGUAAUCAUCCACAGAGCAAUCUUGGGCUCUGUGGAAAGAAUGAUAGCAAUCCUGACUGAAUCGUACGCCGGCAAAUGGCCGUUCUGGCUGUCGCCACGUCAAGUGAUGGUCAUCCCAGUGGGCCCGAAAUACGACGACUACGCCAUCGAAGUCCAAAAGAAACUCCACCUGGCCGGCUUCAUGUCCGAAUCGGACACAGACGCGGGCGACACCAUGAACAAGAAAGUGAGAAACGCGCAGUUGGCGCAGUUCAACUUCAUCCUCGUGGUGGGGGAGAAGGAGAAAUCCAGCCACACCGUGAACGUGCGCACCAGAGAUAACAAAGUCCACGGGGAAAUUUCGGUGGAUGAACUUAUUGAGAAGCUGAACAACCAUAGGGAUAAUUAUGUUAAGGAUGAGGAUCAAUUUUAAGUUUGUUUAGGCCAUUCCAAAUAAACAAGUAUUUUUUAUUUAUUUAAAUUAAUUUGCAUUUACUGCCUCGAAAUACAUUUAAUGUUGCCACCACAAUUUGUGUUUUAUUUCUAACCUAGGAAACCUUCGCAGUGCUGCCAAAUGAUG